AUGGAGCCACCACCGGAAGAAAUGAUUCUCAAGGUCCCAGAGAAUUACCUUUCCACCUAUAUAAAAAGCCAUAGGUCUCAUGCCAAACACGCGAUCGUCAAUAACGUGCUCCCGUCAGAUUACGACGAGUCGCUGGCGCUCGCCGGGAUUGUAUUUGAUUUUUUCAGCAGUUCUAUGGUUGACAUGGCGAAUGACCUCGGUGUUCCUUCUUACCUGUUUUACACAUCCGGCGCCAGGUUUCUCGGGGUAAAUCAUUACCUCGUGAUCCGUGAGAGGCUUGGUGGAAGAAAAUACACGUUGUCGGACGCGGACUCGGUGGUUUCCACAUUUGCCUCGCCGGUUCCGGUGAGAGUUAUGCCCACGUUCGCGUUCAUCAAGGUUACAGAGUAUUUGUCGAACAUAGCAGGAAAAUUGGAACUGUACGCUAUGAAAGCAUUAGAAUCCGACCCGGAUCCGCCCCAGGUUUACACCGUCGGGCCUCUGGUUGCACCUCAGAAGGAGCACGCAGGGAAGGAAGAAAUCAUCAACUGGCUCUCGGAGCAGCCACCGUCGUCGGUGGUGUUCCUCUGCUUCGGAAGCCAGGGAGGGUUCGAGGUGCCGCAAAUAUAUCAGAUCGCGACGACGCUGAAGAGGAGCGGGCAUAGGUUCUUGUAG
This is a messenger RNA of Ipomoea triloba (trilobed morning glory), 654 nucleotides long. RefSeq names its product UDP-glycosyltransferase 71A16-like. NCBI's taxonomy places the organism in Eukaryota, Viridiplantae, Streptophyta, Magnoliopsida, Solanales, Convolvulaceae. The transcript has 2 exons. Bases 1 to 654 code for a protein of 217 amino acids. The record is from RefSeq and is a predicted model, not a curated record.